Lachancea nothofagi CBS 11611 is the source of this 690-nucleotide messenger RNA. The record is from the annotation of a GenBank genome assembly. Lineage: Eukaryota; Fungi; Ascomycota; Saccharomycetes; Saccharomycetales; Saccharomycetaceae.
AUGAUAACAAGAGCUGCAUUGAAAAAUGCAGCACAGCGAGGUUUCCAAACGAGCCGGAAGCUAGCGAUGACUUUCGAGGGCAAUGUUAAUGAAAGUUUAGGCACUGAAGAAGAGAGAAUGACAAAUGUAUUCGGUGGUAGAGUCAAAGGAGAUCCGCCUAGAUCUAGCAGUCGUAUUGUGAGAGGUGAUGCUAGGUACAUAAGUGGGAUAUCCGUACCUGAGAAGCCGUCGGAACCGGAUAACUGCUGCAUGUCCGGAUGUGUUAACUGCGUGUGGGAAAUCUACAAUGAUGAUUUGAGGGAGUGGAAAGAUAAAAGAAAGCAAGCUGCACAUAAACUUAAAGGAACCGACGAGAUAUGGCCGCCAGAUUUCGAUCCACCACUAAAUUCCUUGGAUUUGCAUAAUAUCCCGGUUACUUUUAAGACUUUGAAGAUUCAAUUGGACAAACAGAAGAGCAGAGGAACCGCAGCCUUGUUUCCACCAAGAGAAAGCAGACUACCACAGAGCGUUAUCAGAGCCAAGAGGAGACAUCAAAGUGAGAAAGCUGCGGUUUCGGAAACCCAAAAAGCACAACCUGAUAACGACGAAGGUUGGGAUGACGUACCUGUGUUCAUCAGGGUAUUUGCCGAAUUUGAGGCCAAGAAGAAGCAGGCUCGCAUGGCAGAUAAAGAUAAGACAUCUGAACUUUAG